AGAAAUGACUUCAUCGACGUUGCUUUAUGUGGCAUCAGUACUGGCUAUUUUUUCCCUACCAUGUCACGGGCAGGAGGGCAAAUGUUCAGGGGCUCCAGGAAUUCCAGGGACCCCGGGAGCUAAUGGGCUACCUGGAAGAGAUGGACGGGAUGGCAUGAAAGGGGACCCAGGACCACCAGGCCCCAUGGGACCCCCCAAUGGUUUGCCAGGUGCUCCUGGAAGAGAUGGGCUUCCAGGACCAAGAGGACUGAAAGGUGAAACCGGAGAGAAAGGAGACCAUGGACCCCCUGGGCCAGAAGGCCGUGCAGCUUUUCUCGAUCCAGAUGUGCAGAAAGUGCUAAGAAGUCUGGGAGACAGGAUCCUGAGGCUUGAAGGAGUUCUGGCCUUGAGGGGAUUGAUAAAUAAGGUGGAGAACAAAAUAUUUGCUACCAAUGGGAAGACCGUUGGCCUUGACUCAAUAAUCCAAGCAUGUCAGCUUUCAGGAGGCUCCAUUGCAAAACCCAUGAAUGAAAAGGAGAACAAUGCUAUUUUGCAAAUUGUGAAGGAGCAAAAUCAAUAUACCUACUUGGGAAUUAAGGAGAGUUCAGUUCCAGGAGCCUUUGAGUAUUUCGAUGAAACCCCUGUGAAUUAUACCAACUGGCGUCGAUAUGAACCAAAUGGAAAAGGGGUGGAAAAUUGUGUUGAGAUGCAAACUGAUGGAAGUUGGAAUGACAAAAAAUGCAACCAGUAUCGUCUCAUUAUCUGUGAAUUUUAAAUUUUCCUGUUUUAACAUCUAAACCAGUGGAAUUGGUGUGGCUUCUGGGAACUGUAGUCCUCUGAACAGAUUUGUUGUAAAAUCUUCAUCAGCCUUCAGUUUUCUACAAUUCCCAAUAUUCCAAAGCUUGAGAAUCAAAUCAUGAGGAUCAGGGUUUUGAUAAUGACAUGGUGGCUACAAUCAAGCAUUUCCAAUUUCUAGAUGCUUAAAAGAAAUUAAAAUAUUGAUUUACAGAUGACUAGGGCUUAUUGAUUGACUGAUUUUUGUUACCAAUUAUUGGGGGUUAUUGCUUUUUAUGGUUUUUAUAUGAAAUUUUUAUCUUUGUAAGCUGUCUAGAAUCAUUGAGAGUGAGUUGAGUGGCCGUAUAAUUUUUUCUUUUUUAAAAAAAAAUCAAGAACAUUCUGGAAAAAGGCAAUGGAAAAGGCAAUUUCAGUAUUGCUAUCAAGAAAACUAAAUGAAUCUGACCAGGUAUUGAGUUCAACCUGAGUUCAUCUCCAAGAGUUGAGAUACUACCAACUUGAGUUCAAUCACCAGCACUUGAGUUCAACUGGAAGGAAGCUUUUGCUUCUGCUAAAUAUUCUAAAAUUCUAAUAACCCUUCAGAAGGAAUGGAUUCAGUGCAAUUUAAUCAUUAUUGGUCUUAUCUCUUAAUGAUACCAAGAACAGAGAAAAAGAACAAGAAGUCUUUUUCAAACCAGGAACAAGAAUGACUGAAUAUGAGUCCUGUAAAAAGUAUAUGAAUAAAUAUUUUUUUUAAAUGAUGCUU
Pseudonaja textilis is the source of this 1519-nucleotide messenger RNA. Its product is annotated as pulmonary surfactant-associated protein A-like. Lineage: Eukaryota; Metazoa; Chordata; Lepidosauria; Squamata; Elapidae. Gene Ontology annotation, cellular component: multivesicular body. The record is from RefSeq and is a predicted model, not a curated record.